UAUGCUCUAAGAACGAAACCAAUCAUCAGACGAGAUCCCCACACCAAUAGAUCUCUUUCGCGUCAGUCAAUGCCGUCCGCCGACGCCGGAGAUGCUGACGCGAUGCCCGCGCCGCCGCCGCAAACAAGGGCCGCCAUCUCGCAUGUCAUCUUCGACAUGGACGGCCUCCUCCUCGGUAUCUUUUCUCCUCCACUUUCCCGUUUGCUUCCCUUCACUGUUUUUUGGCCGCGAGAUGCAGAUGUGCUGUGGCUGAUAUUCUUUUCCAAUUUCACGAUGGUUUCUCCAUUGCGAGCUGGUGCAGAUACGGAGGGGUUCUACACAACGGUACAGGAGAAGAUCCUGAUGAGGUUCGGCAAGGUGUUCGACUGGUCCGUGAAGGCCAAGAUGAUGGGCAAGACCACGGCCGAGUCCACGCGCAUCUUGUUUGAGGAGUUCGGCCUCGCCGGCCUGCUCACCCCGGAGCAGUUCCUGGAGGAACGCGAAACCAUGCUCAAGAAGCUCUUGCCCACUUGCGUUGCCAUGCCAGGUCUGCUACGUUUGAUCAAUCUUCUCCACACAAAUGGAAUACCGAUAGCUGUUGCAACAGGAACCCAUAAACAUCACUUUGCACUGAAGACACAAAACCACGAGGACAUAUUUUCUCUGAUGCAUCAUAUUGUCACAGGAGAUGAUCCAGAAGUGAAGGCGGGCAAGCCAUCUCCUGAUAUUUUCCUUGCUGCUAUGAGAAGAUUUGAGGCUAAUGUAGAACCUAGUAAUUGCUUGGUAUUUGAAGAUGCACCGUUGGGUGUGGCAGCAGCCAAAACUUCAGGAAUGCACGUGGUGAUGGUUCCAGAUCCAAGGCUAGAUGUUUCACAUCACAAAGGAGCUGACCAAGUUCUCACUUCACUAUUGGAAUUCAAUCCUAGCGAAUGGGGCCUGCCACCUUUUGUGGAUUAGAUUAUUUUCAGAGACAUCAAGCAUGUUUCACAGACACACAAGCCCUACAACCACACAGUAAACGCCCGUAUUCAUAUUAGGGAAAAUUUUUUGGUUGCGUAUAGUUAGAAAUUUCAACAUAAAAAAAGGAACACACCUGUUUCUGCCUAGUAGCGAAAGGGCCUCUAGCUGAGUUAGUUAGGUGGUCUGAGUAGCACUCCUCAGGUCCUGAGUUCGACUCCCCGUGGGAGCAAAUUUCAGGCUGUGGUUAAAAAAAUCCCCUCGUCUGUCCCACGCCAAAGCACAGGUCUAAGGCUCAGCCCCGGUCGUGGUCGUUCUCACAUGGGCUUCGAUGCCGCUGUGUAUGGGUGGGGCAGGGGUUCGGGGGUUUUCUUGACCUGUGUGAGAAGGUCUUCUUCUUAAUACAAUACCCGGGGGCUGUCUUACCCCCCGCAGGUCAAGUUUUUUUUUUGUUUCUGCCUAGUAAUAUACUGGUGUAACUACUACUAAACAUCUGUGCUGCUACUGCAGUUUACAGUAUUUUUAAGAAACAUUCUUCAUAUAUAAAUUUUAUUUUAAUAGAAAUUUCAAUUGAUUUUGGAAUUA
Zea mays is the source of this 1521-nucleotide messenger RNA. RefSeq names its product (DL)-glycerol-3-phosphatase 2. The transcript has 5 exons. Gene Ontology annotation, molecular function: sn-glycerol 3-phosphatase activity. Bases 70 to 936 code for a protein of 288 amino acids. The record is from RefSeq and is a predicted model, not a curated record. Lineage: Eukaryota; Viridiplantae; Streptophyta; Magnoliopsida; Poales; Poaceae. Gene Ontology annotation, biological process: glycerol biosynthetic process.